AUGGCCAUAUCAUCAAUAUUUGUAUUAAUGUAUCUUCUUGCAACAGUACAUGGAUCCCCUCUCUGAAUGAUCCUCUGUUUAGCAGAACAGAAGCGAGAAAUCAUCUCGACCUCAUUAUUACAUAUUUAUGCACGGCAGGGAGUGGCCACUGUGGGCAGGCUCAACCAAUACGAUCGCAGCAGUGAAAGGAAGGCGUUUCACUCUGUUCGGAAGAUAACUUCUCUAACAGCGCUAACCCAGCAGUGCUUAGGAAAGACAGAUAGAGUCAGGCAGCGGCAAGGGGUGGCUGUACGACCCUCUUUUGGGGGGGGUCUGAUUAUUACAAAAAAAUAUACACACAUAUAUGCAUGCCCCGGCCGCAAGAUAGGUCAUAUGACGAUAAUAGGUAUUUUAGAAAGCAUAUAGCUAUAUAUCUAUACAUUUAAGAUGCCUAUUUUACUUUUCCUGAUAGACACGUCCGCUUCUAUGAAUCAGCGCACUUAUUUGGGUACGACGUAUCUGGACAUUGCUAAAGGCGCGGUUGAGAUCUUUAUGAAGCUGCGUGCCCGAGACCCGGCUAGUAGAGGCGACAGGUACAUGCUAGUUACAUUCGAUGAUCCACCAUACGGAGUUAAGGCGGGCUGGAAGGAGAACCAUGCCACGUUUAUGAGUGAACUGAAGAACCUGCAGGCGUCUGGAUUGACCACUCUGGGUCACGCUCUCCGCGCGGCCUUUGACCUACUCAACCUAAACCGCCUUGUCUCUGGCAUCGACAACUAUGGACAGGGCCGUAACCCGUUCUUUCUGGAGCCGUCGGUGAUCAUCACCAUCACGGAUGGGAACAAGCUGACUCACACCUCUGGGGUGCCGGAUGAGCUCCACCUGCCCCUGACCUCUCCACUGCCAGGCAGUGAGCUGACCAAGGAGCCAUUCCGGUGGGACCAGCGUCUCUUCGCCCUGGUGCUGCGUCUCCCUGGGGCAGCCACGCCCGACAGCGAGCAGCUGGGCAGCGUCCCCAACGACGAGUCUGCCAUCACCCAGAUGUGUGAGGUCACUGGAGGACGGUCAUACUGUGUACGGACUCAGAGGAUGCUGAACCAGUGUCUGGACUCUCUGGUCCAGAAGGUUCUAAGUGGUGUCGUCAUUAACUUUGAAAAGACAGGGCCAGAUCCGCCUCUGGUAGGCGAAGAUGGUAUGGUUGACCCGAGCCGCCCCGUGUUGUCCUUCAGCCCACAGCCCUGGCACAGCUGCCACAAGCUCAUCUACGUGCGACCCAACCCCAAGACAGGGGUGCCUGUAGGCCACUGGCCUAUCCCCGAGUCCUUCUGGCCGGACCAGAACUCCCCCGCUCUGCCUCCUCGCUCUGCCCACCCCAUGGUGCGUUUCACCUGUGUGGACUGUGAGCCCAUGGUGAUUGACAAGCUGCCCUUUGACAAGUACGAACUGGAGCCCUCGCCACUUACCCAGUACAUCCUGGAGAGGAAGUCUCCACACAUGUGCUGGCAGGUCUUUGUGAACAGUAGUGGAAAGCACAGUGACCUAGCCCAGCCCUUUGGCUACCUGAAGGCCAGCACCACUCUCUCCUGUGUCAACCUCUUCGUCAUGCCUUACAACUACCCAGUUGUUUUGCCACUCCUUGAUGACCUGUUUAAAGUGCACAAACUGAAGCCAAACCUAAAGUGGCGGCAGGCCUUUGAGAUCUACCUGAAGACCAUGCCUCCUUACUUUCUCUUGCCAUUGAAGAAGGCACUGAGAAUGAUGGGAGCGCCCAACCUCAUCUCCGACAACAUGGACUGUGGCCUCAGCUACAGUGUCAUCUCCUACCUAAAGAAGCUUAGCCAGCAGGCAAAGAUGGAGUCGGAUCGCCUGAUCGUGUCUGUAGGGAAGAAGGCUCCCCAAGAGACUGGGAUAAAGGUGAAGAACCACUCCAACACCCUGUCCCUAGCCCACCGCAAAGACUUCAAGCAGCUGCUGCAGGGUAUCACCGGAGAGAUGUCCCUCCGCCUUGCAGACAUCAACUUCAAGGAGUUUGCCGGCUUUCAGAUUGCACUUCUCAACAAGGAUCUAAAGCCUCAGGCGUAUCGGAACGCCUAUGACAUCCCAAGGCGGAACCUUCUGGAUCAGCUGACACGGAUGCGCUCCAACCUUCUGAGGACUACUCAGAAACUUAUCAGAGGACAAGAUGAAGACUACCUUCACAGUAUACCCAUGGUUCAGAUGGGCAACUAUCAGGAGUAUCUAAAGAUGAUGCCGUCUCCUCUGAGAGAGAUCGACCCUGACCAACCCAAACGCCUGCACACCUUCGGCAACCCAUUCAAACAGGACAAGAAGGGGAUGAUGAUUGAUGAGGCAGAUGAGUUUGUAACGGGUCCCCAAAGCAAGAAGAGAGGUGUUACGGGGGACCCCAACUCGGGGGCUGCUCUGAAGAGAAGGCGGAGUAUGUCCCCUUUAUUGCGUCGGCCCCAGACUCCACCAAUCAUCACCAACCAUGUAGUGGGGAAGGGAUCCAAUGGGAACGGGGCCCAGCCUGGCAUCAUCAAGCCCAUCCCACUGCACAAAGGAGCAGAGGGGAACAGCGUGCUCGGCACAGAGAGUAACGGGGAGGGGGGUGUGGAGCCUGAAUCAGGGGACGGCUGGCCUGGAGUGGUGGUGGACGGUGUAGGAGGGGGCACAAAUGCACUCAUCCUGGAGGAGAGAGAGAGUGAGAGGCCUGGGAUGUGUGCGGGGGACAGUGGGGAGGACUGUGGCGUGGAGGAGGACAGGUUAGGGGAGGGUGGCCUGGAUGAGCGGCCCCCCUCAGAGAGACAGCAGCAAAGCUGUGAGGGGGACCAGGAGGGAGAGCUGGAGGGAGAUGAAAAUGGAGCAGACCAAGCUGAGCCUGAGGCGGUCACCAUAGCCCCACUAGAUGGCAGCAAUGCUGAGCUGCGCACACGGGUCAUCAAGGAGGUCCGCAAACCUGGCCGCAACUAUGAGACCAUAUUCAGGCUGCUGGAGGAGGUGAAGGGGUCUGUGACGGUCCAGAGGUACUUCAUCCAUCACGCGAUCAAGGAGGCUGCCAGGUUUAAGAAGCGGGUGCUGAUCCAGCAGCUGGAGACAGCUCUGGAGUUGAUUGAGGAGAAGGAGCUGCAGCUCCCUGCUGUCCGCCUCAACAACGACCAUGGUAGAUAGUGAAGAAGUGGCCUGCAGGGGCCCCUGCUCAGAAACACAAAGAUAUGUACAGGAACAGGGUACUCUCCUUCACAAGACAUGACUUACACAUGGUCCAACAACACCCCAUAGGAUGUAAAGUUGGGUGUUGAAUGGAGAGAAAGAAGGAGGCAAUAGAGGAGACGACAGAGGGCUGAGGUCCCUCCCUAUCUAUGUGUUGUGACAUUGUGCCUCAACAGCACUCACACAUGGAGAUGGAAGGGUCAGGGGUUAUAAUUCAGGAGGGAGGAGGAGGGUAGGGCCAGAGCCAGACCAAUGUGGGGAUAAGUUAAGAGACUCUGGAUGUAAUCCACUCCAUUAGUGACUGAUGCCAUUGCUGACCAUAUGGCUAAUUCAGUUUCUCCACAGACAUUGAUUCAUUCACACACACACACACACACACACACACACACACACACACACACACACACACACACACACACACACACACACACACACACCAUAGACUUAGAUAGACAUCGCAUCAUUGUAUCUGUCUCUUUAUGCCGUCUGUGAGAGCAUGGGCAGUGCCAUUGAGGCCAUCUCCAUUUUGAAGUAGCCCAUUUUCUUAUUCUACUACUUCUAUGAGUUGGUAAAUAAACUGAAAGGGCGCAUACUGUCCUCUAGAGUGUGUUGUUUGAACAGGUAUAAAGCCAAGGUUUUGCUCACAAGUGUAAUUAUUUGGCUUGUCCCUUCAGGUGAUCCUUCCUUAACCCAUAGGAAGUCCCACCCAGUUGACUACUUCAAAAUGGUGAAAGUCCUUAAUGGCGCUGCCCAUGCUCAAACUGGCUUUUGGGAACUAGUUCUCUAUCUAUCUCUAUGACACACACACACACACACACACACACACACACACACACACACACACACACACACACUUUUGAAUCAGGUCUUGCACAUACUGUAGUACAGUUCUGAUUAGUCAUUAUAGGACAGGAAGGAUUUUUCAUGUGAGGCAUGUAAUAAUGGAACUCUUAUUACAGCAAUUUUACAUGUAGUGUAAUUACUAGUAAUACUGGUAAUGACUAUUGACAAUACAGCUGUAGGACAACUGUACUCACAUUACAGUUUAGAGCAAUAAGAAUAUCUGCCAACUGAUCAGAAGGUUUAACAUUAGCCUAUUUAUGUUUGGCCUAAAAAUAUACAUUUGAUGUAAGAAACACACUGUGUACUGACUACAUAGGCGUUGUGGCUCACAUGAGAAAUCUGAUCUACCUCAAGUCUUCUAGGUGUUGGAGUGCUGUGGGUAUUUUGUGUUGCAUGGGCCUGCAGGACAAUAAUACCAUGUCAAAUCACAUACUGACCUAAGAUGCCCUCCAUGGAUCAACUGUCCCAGCAUGGGAGCUGUCCUCAAAGCAAUAGCACACUUCAUGUAGGUUAUGUUCAGUAACGUGUGGACUUGGUUCAGUAAAACAUUGGUGCAGUCACUGAGAGGACGCCAGCUGUUGGGGUCCAUCUUGAGGGUCUGGACUGGAGCCUGGCCUGCUGUCUCCGCUCUCUCUCUCCCUGCCUUCUUCUCGGCACUCUAGUGCACUAUAUACGGAAUAGGGUGCCAUUUUGGAAGCGCACCGAGUGUCACAGUCUCCCCAUUGAUUCUCCCCUGGAAGAACUGUGUGGUCAACCAAAAUCUCUGCUCCCCGUUCGUCGGUCACCUUUUUCUGGACUAGCACAGCUGGGGAACAACCAACCUUCUGUAUUUCAGAGAACUAACACAAGCUACCCAUUUCUCUUUUGUCUUCCCCCCCAAAGUUUCUUUUUAAAAUGAAAGAUUGUAUUUUAUUGUUCAUAAAUCUAAACUAUUUUUGGAUGGUGUUCAUACCAGAACAUAAAAAAAGAGAAUAUUUUGAGAGUAAAAGUUGUAUAAAGGCCAUUUUGUUAACUGUUAUAUAUAAAAUUGAAAAUGUACAAUUCUUUUUUAAAUAAACAAAAAAUAAAAGAAACAAAUUACAAAAUGUA
Salmo salar (Atlantic salmon) is the source of this 5121-nucleotide messenger RNA. It is a transcript of the gene ints6l, whose product is annotated as integrator complex subunit 6 like. The record is from RefSeq and is a predicted model, not a curated record. Gene Ontology annotation, cellular component: integrator complex. NCBI's taxonomy places the organism in Eukaryota, Metazoa, Chordata, Actinopteri, Salmoniformes, Salmonidae. Gene Ontology annotation, biological process: snRNA 3'-end processing.